AUGUCCAGCUCGCCUUCACACGCCGAAAAUGCCGCACCUGCUGCGCUGCUGAGCCCCCAGGCCCACGUCCGACCCGACCGCCAGGACCAGCGGCAGCCGCACCUCCAGCACGAUGAUGCAGAGAACCCCCCGGCCCUGGGCUGCGCGAUCCAAGCAGACGGGAGCGCCUCUGCCCCUGUUUCUGCCUCUGCUUCUGCCUCUGACGCUGCUUCUGCGUCCGUCUCCUCUGCUGCCGCACCUCAUAUAAAGCCUGCUGCCCCUAGCGGCACCGCCCGCCAGCGUCAACAGAUGGGCCCUUCCCUGCUUUCCCAAGCCUUGGCAUCUGCUCGAGGCAUCUUGCGGACCAACUCGACGCCCAAUACGAGCACCACUUCGUCACAGACACAAUCACAGACGCAGACAGACAAAUCGACAAGACCCACGCCGGUCUCUGCCUCUUCUGCCUCAGCAGUUGAUCAGUUGCCCUCAAGACCGAUUCGGUCGUCGCCCGCCACUCCUUGGACAGAAUCUCGAGAUGCAUCAGACUACAUCGACCACGACGGCGCCCUGACGCGGAACGCAUCGCAGCCCAAGACAAUGGCGACCACAACGACGACAGCUACCACCACCACAACAAUUCCCAUCGCCUCUACUGCCCCCGGACGAGACCGUGCCAUUCCAUCCUCGUCGUUCAAAUCGGACAACCUUUUGAGCCACGCAAAAGACAUGCUUUUAGAACACCGUGAAUUUCUAGACCGGACCCGAGGGAGAGCGUCGCUGGAGCACGACUCCAUAUCACCAAAGCUACAGCAGCACCAUCAACCAUUGCCUCAUUCAUCACACUACAACAACUCGGUAUCGCCUACCAAUGGCAGCUAUACCAGCGCUGCUUUGUCUACCGGAGUCUCCACCGACGCCGGAGACGAGAGUGCUGUAUCACAAGACUCACGUCAGGAACGACACAAAACGCUUGAUACCUCCGAGAAGACGGAAAAGAUAUGGUCCAUUGGCUCUGGCGACGGCAGUGAAGAGGAUGGCUUGGUAGAGCAGUCAGUCGCUGAAGCCAUUGCCGGCGUUGAGCACAAUGCACGAAGCCGAAAGUCGAGCUACAGCUUGCGAUUCUUCAAAGAGGGCCUUCCUCCGGAGGAUAAGGCUCGCCGUAAGGAUGGCAAGACCUCCCACCGCGACAAACAUGUGCCGACAAUAGACGAGGAGGCCACUUUAACCGAAGAGUUGCCGCAAAAGUCUUCCAAGACGUCACCAGCCGCAGACUCGCGCGUGCAGCCAGCACGAGCGGAAUCCUUCUCAUCCCGCGCCUCUGAUGCGCGGCCUACUCUUACCUCACCGAAAGAAGCAACCAGCUCAACCCUGCCGCAAGCUGAAGAAACUGGUGGCGAAAGCGCCAUCACACAGAAAUCAUCGGUAGAUCAUCAUGAGGCCAAGCUGGAGCCACCGAUUGGAAUCCAGGUGGGGCCGGAGGCGGUCCAAGACACCGCAGUGGAGAAGCCGCCGAUGUCACAUGAUGCUUCCGAGGUCGGCAAUUUUCAAGACAUUGCCGGCGACAAGGAUGCGGGCGCCGAGGCCGACUCCAGUGCCAAGGUUAAUGUCAAAACCUCGGAUACCGACCAUGCCAACGGCCACAUUCACGAAUAUGCCACUGCUCAUGUCAACGGCAACGCCAAUGACGCCCACUUUGAUGCCGAAUCUGACCCAGAGGCAGACGCCGAAGGUGAUGGAGAAGCAGACGAGUCUGGAGAGGAGAAGAUUGCGUCGGCGGUUUUCCUGCCUCAUCAGGAGCUGGAUGAAAGCCGCGCAAGCGUGAGCGAGGGUAAUGAUAGUGAUGCGAUUCGGCGGCCCAGAUCGCAUUCGCUGAGUAAAAACCAUCCCUGGCUGGUCAAGGCCGAUGAGCCUGAGCCAGAGGUGGAGAUGGAGGAGGAGGAGAAAAAGGAGGACAGUUCCUAUCAGGUGUCGCAUGUUGCAUCCCGUGAGAACCUUGCCUCCCGCCGUGGAGAGAUUCUCCCGCUGGAAAUCCAGGUUCCGUCCGAAGCUGUCGUGGACGAGACCGAAGUGAACCAAGUUACCCCUACUAAGCCCCGAGCCGUGACCCACUAUGAAGACCAUGUGCAUGACCACCAGCAUCAAGCACGCCGACCGCUAGAAGCCAUUGAGCUGAUCCCAUACAAGCACCAAGUUGGUGGCCACAAUACCCUGUGGCGAUUCUCUCGCCGAGCCGUCUGUAAGCAGCUCAGCAACCGAGAAAACGAGUUUUAUGAGACCAUUGAGAGAUAUCACCGUGAUUUGCUGCCAUUCCUCCCCCGGUACAUUGGAGUGUUGAACGUAACAUUUCAGAGAAAGCCUCGGAGGAAGAGCACCGUUAGAAAAGAUGAGACGGCUGAUAAACGCAAUCCCGACUCGAAUGGUAACGGCGAUGCUGAACAGACUCCAUCCACCCCUGCGCGCGUCAUCAGCCAAUCACUUGCCAGCUCCAAUGCCACCAUCCCUACCGUGACUUUUGACGAUAAUUGGCACAUCCUCCCUCGCAACCUUCUCCAGCCGACACCUGAAUUAGACACGCCGCACCGCCGGAGCACGUCUCUUUCCAAGAUAUCUUCAGGAGCGCCGAUUGCGUCUCAGCACCCCGUGCGGCCUCAUAUGGAAGAGCGCCCCAAUAGCUGGGGAGCUACGACGGUGAACAAGCGAUUGCGGAACGAAGUGUUCAAUGAUGCAUUCCUUAAGCAACCAAUUGCGGUUCAAAAGCAUCGACGCCCGUAUCAGCGAGCUGUUCCUUUGCCAACUCUUCAGCGAUUGCUCCGAACAAGCAAUUCAGAUCCGAAUCUAGCCAAAGCCCCUGAGACUCCUGCGAAGAACGAGGAACCUCAAAGGGCCACGCCUAUUCCAGUAAAGCCGUUGACGCCACUUGUGCAGCAGAUGAGCGAUCCCGAGUCCCAAGCUGGCCACUUCGCAGUCGAACGAGAGGCCCCUGUUGAAGUCAAGGAUGUUACGGGCACUAGUGCUCCCGAACCAGAGACAUUAACGGCCAACCUGACAGCAAAGAAAAAGCGACGGUACUCUGGAAGUGGACUUCGGCGCAAACCGCAGGACGUACGCGACUCACGGGGAGAUUUAAAGUACUAUGAAGAGGCCGAUGGUAUGGAGUACAAGCGCGAGGGAGACGACAAGAACACUUCACUAGAAAUACCAAACAAGGACACCACGGCUGCCAUCGGACUUGGCACGGAAGAGGUGAUUUCUGAUGCUCCUGUCCUUGCUCAGGAGCCUGAUGCUAUGGACGACUCGGCAAUGGUUGCAGACGCUGUACCACAUCCGGAUGUAGAGUUUGGACCAGUUGUUCGACCAAACAACCCCAAAGAAGCAAAAUCUCAGCGCGACAGAGUAGAGUACUUUUUGCUACUGGAAGACCUCACGGCAGGCAUGAAGCGACCUUGUAUGAUGGAUCUCAAGAUGGGGACUCGCCAGUACGGUGUUGAAGCUUCUCCCAGCAAACAAAAGUCCCAGCAAGAAAAAUGUAGGAAGACGACGUCGGCGGAGCUUGGAGUGCGGAUUUGCGGGCUGCAAGUCUGGAAUUCCAAGACUCAAACGUACGAUUUCCAAGACAAGUACUUUGGCCGAAAGGUGAAAGCUGGCACUGAGUUUCAGGCUGCCCUCACCAAGUUUCUCUACAACGGCGUUGAUUUGCACUCUAUUCUUCACCAUAUUCCAAUUAUAUUGCGAAAGCUUUCACAGCUAGAGCAAAUUGUAAGCGAAUUGCGCGGCUACCGCUUCUAUGCUGCGAGUCUCCUCAUGUUUUACGACGGCGAUGCCGCAGACGAGAACGGGGGAUACGAGACAGCGUACGAGUCCAUGACAGAUGCAGCGACGGAUACCGAAGAGGCGGCGAUCAGGAAGAAGAAGAAUAAGCGCGAGAUUGAUUUCAAGAUUGCAGACUUUGCCAACAGCCUCACUCCGCUGGACAAGGUCGAUGACAAGCCCUGCCCACCGCAGCACCCCAAUCAACCUGACCCUGGCUUUCUCAAGGGCCUCCGGAGUUUGAAGAAGUAUUUUUUGCAGAUCCAGCGAGACACCAGAGCCGAGCUGGGGCUUGAUCCUCGCGGAUGGAACUCCGGCCAAGGAGGUGAUUCAAUGAUGUCCAUUACCGACGAAGAAGACGAGGGGAUGAUGAGUGUAUAA
This is a messenger RNA of Trichoderma gamsii, 4167 nucleotides long. RefSeq lists its product as hypothetical. The transcript has 2 exons. The record is from RefSeq and is a predicted model, not a curated record. Gene Ontology annotation, biological process: inositol phosphate biosynthetic process; phosphatidylinositol phosphate biosynthetic process. Gene Ontology annotation, molecular function: inositol hexakisphosphate kinase activity. Gene Ontology annotation, cellular component: cytoplasm; nucleus. NCBI's taxonomy places the organism in Eukaryota, Fungi, Ascomycota, Sordariomycetes, Hypocreales, Hypocreaceae. Bases 1 to 4167 code for a protein of 1388 amino acids.